UAUAGAUUGUGCAAAAUAGUUUACUUCAUUUCAUUCUCAACUUAAUUGCUUUAAUUUUUGCAUUAAUUGUUACUAUUAUAUUUAUGUUCAAAACUAUAUAGUUAAAUUUGUUUGAUUAUUCUGCUCAGCUUGGUUUUUUCACUGAAUGCAGAAGUUGUGGUGAACCCAACAAAAAUAUAAAUUAAAUUUGGAAUAGCAUGGCUGCUAUUGCACCUCAUUUGCUAAAGAUCCCUGCUUCAUUAACCUAUCAAAGAAGAAAUGAGCAAUUCCAAGGCUCUAAAGUCAUAACUUCAUCAGUAGGAAUGGUAGCACCUUUACAAGUAUGUAGAUUAAGAGUUCAAGCUUUCUCAGGGCUUCGAGCGAGUACCCCUUAUUUGGGUUCUUUGGGAAGCUUUAGGACCUUAGGUUUUGAUUCAAAUAUGAAGGAUGCAAUGUUUGUUCAUAGAGGGAGACCAAAGAGGGGUGUUAUUAAAGCGAUGUUUGAACGUUUUACCGAGAAAGCAAUAAAAGUUAUACUGGUUGCUCAAGAGGAAACGAGGCGCUUAGGUCAUAAUGUUGUUGGCACUGAGCAAAUCUUGUUGGGUCUUGUUGGUGAGGGGACUGGCAUUGCUGCCAGGGUUCUGAAAUCUGUGGGAGUUAGCAUGAAAAAUGCACGUAUUGAAGUUGAAAAGAUCGUUGGAAGAGGCGGUGGUUUCAUUCCUGUUGAAAUUCCAUUUAGUCCUCGUGCUAAGCAUGUUUUGGAACUGUCAUUGGAAGAGGCACGUAAACUUGGUCAAAAUUAUAUUGGCUCGGAACACUUGCUGUUGGGAUUGCUUAGUGAAGGUGAGGGCGUAGCUGCCCGUGUCCUUGAUAAUUUAGGUGUUGAUACAAAAGAGAUUCGUAAACAGGUCCUAAACAUGAUGGGUGAGAAAAAGGAAUCUGUUACUAUAGGUGGAAAUUCUAGUGACAGUAUGCCCACAGUGCAAGAGUAUGGCACAAAUUUGACAAAGGUGGCGCAAGAGGGAAAAUUAGAUCCUGUUGUUGGAAGGCACAAACAAAUAGAGCGCGUCAUCCAAAUACUGAGUCGUCGUACAAAAAACAAUCCUUGCCUCGUUGGAGAGCCAGGUGUUGGCAAAACAUCCAUUGCAGAAGGUCUUGCUCUGAAAAUUGCUAAUGGCGAUGUUCCAGAAACACUUGAGGGGAAGCAGGUCAUAACUCUUGACAUGGGUCGUCUGGUUUCUGGAACUAAAUAUCGUGGAGAGUUUGAGGGUAGACUGCAAAAACUAAUGGAAGAAGUUAAAGAAUCAAACGACCUGAUUCUAUUUAUUGAUGAAGUGCAUACUCUCAUUGGGGCUGGGGCAGCAGAAGGUGCAAUGGAUGCUGCAAACAUCUUGAAACCGGCUCUUGCAAGGGGUGAAUUACAGUGCAUAGGAGCCACAACCCUAGAUGAAUACAGACUACACAUUGAGAAGGACCCAGCAUUGGAGAGAAGAUUUCAGCCUGUUGAAGUGCCUGAACCCACAGUAGAUGAAGCAAUUCAGAUUCUCAGAGGGCUCCGCGAGCGAUAUGAGACUCACCACAAGCUCUCCUAUACAGAUGAAGCAUUAAUUGCAGCAGCAGAACUGUCAUCCCAGUACAUCAGUGAUAGAUUUCUUCCUGAUAAAGCUAUAGAUCUUAUCGAUGAAGCUGGUUCUCGGGUGCGAUUGCGCCAUGCGGAGCUUCCUGAAGAAGUAAGAGAACUUGAGAAACAGGUCAUGCAGAUUGUAAACGAAAAAGGUAGUGCUGUCCGCAACCAAGAGUUUGAGAAGGCUGCGGAAUUGCGGGAUAAAGAACUGGAUCUGAAGGUUCAAAUAUCUGCACUCAUGAGCCAAAAUAAGGAAAUGAAACAGGCAAACAUGGAUGAUGUUGGACCGGUUGUGACAGAAGCAGAAAUAAGGGAUAUAGUGUUUUCUUGGACAGGUAUACCAGUUCAGAAAGCCUCCAUUGACGAAUCAAAUCGUCUUCUCAAGAUGGAAGACAACCUCCAUGGCCGAGUUAUUGGUCAAGACGAAGCUGUCGAAGCCAUCAGCCGUGCGAUCCGCCGUGCUCGGGUUGGCCUAAAAGAUCCUAACCGUCUUGCCAGCUUCAUCUUCUCAGGUCCAACCGGUGUAGGAAAGUCAGAACUUGCAAAGGCUUUAGCAUCUUACUACUUUGGUUCUGAAGAAUCCAUGGUCCGCCUUGAUAUGAGCGAGUUCAUGGAGAGACACACGGUUUCAAAGUUAAUCGGAUCACCUCCGGGUUAUGUAGGUUACUCCGAAGGUGGCCAGCUUACUGAGGCAGUGAGGCGCCGCCCUUAUACUCUAGUCCUCUUUGAUGAAAUUGAAAAGGCUCAUCCCGAUGUUUUCAACAUAAUGCUUCAGAUUCUUGAAGAUGGAAGGCUAACCGAUAGCAAGGGCAGAACUGUAAAUUUUAAGAACACCCUUAUGAUUAUGACCUCAAAUAUUGGAAGCAGUGUGAUUGAGAAGGGUGGUCGGAGUAUAGGAUUCGAUCUAACUUAUAAUGAUCAUGACAGCAGUUAUAACAGAAUAAAGAACCUGGUGAUUGAGGAGCUUAAGCAAUACUUUAAGCCUGAGUUUUUAAAUAGGUUAGAUGAUAUGAUUGUGUUUAGGCAGCUUACAAAGUUGGAAGUCAAGGAGAUUGCAGAUAUCAUGUUGAAGGAAGUUUUCAGGCGGCUUGAAACCAAGGGCAUUGAUAUUCAAGUGACUGAGAAUUUUACACAGAGAGUAGUCAACGAUGGUUAUAGUCCAAGUUAUGGAGCGAGGCCGCUGAGGCGAGCUAUCAUGAGGCUUUUGGAGGAUAGCAUGGCUGAGAAGAUGCUUGCAAGAGAAAUUCAAGAAGGUGAUUCAGUUAUUCUAGAUGUUGAUUCUAGUGGAAAUGUCAUUGUGCUUAAUAGUAGUAAUAAUAAUUCUAGCUUGUUUUUUGAGUUGCUUCCAGUGUGAAGUUUAAAUGUAUAGUAAAAUCUUGAAUUUUUUGGAAUUUAGUUAGAGACAUGCUGGUCGUAUUUCAUCCCUCCAAUUUCUCACUGUUAUUCUUUCAUUCAAAAAUCAACAGUUGGUGGCUUGGUGCAAAUAUAACUUGUCUUUUAUAUGUAUUUGUUUGUUUCAAUAAGAAAACUUAAUUAAGAGCUGUUCUCUCAA
Beta vulgaris subsp. vulgaris (sugar beet) is the source of this 3155-nucleotide messenger RNA. Its product is annotated as chaperone protein ClpC, chloroplastic. Gene Ontology annotation, biological process: cellular response to heat. Gene Ontology annotation, molecular function: ATP hydrolysis activity; protein binding; ATP binding. The record is from RefSeq and is a predicted model, not a curated record. Gene Ontology annotation, cellular component: cytoplasm. NCBI's taxonomy places the organism in Eukaryota, Viridiplantae, Streptophyta, Magnoliopsida, Caryophyllales, Amaranthaceae.